CUCUGACCGCUAAGGGGCGGGAUUGCUACUUGAAUGUAAACCGAACAACCACAAUAAAACUUGCCUCUUUCCUUCAUUAAAAGCGGUUAAAGUUGUUUUACAGAUAGUUGCCAGGAAUACAUGACAUUGGAUGCGAUUUUAAGGAGCGUCUGAAGUGAGUCUGUUUCUGUAGCAACGUCUAACAAACUAGACCAGCAAGUCAUGGUCCGCAUCAGUGAGGAUCUGAUCCGCCGCAGAGCAGAGCACAAUAACGGAGAGAUCUUCUCCCUUGAGGAGCUUUCCCUUCAUCAGCAGGACAUCCAGAGAAUCGAGCACAUCCACAAGUGGUGCAGAGACCUCAAAAUCCUUUAUUUACAAAACAACCUCAUCCCUAAAAUAGAAAAUGUCGGCAGGCUAAAGAAGCUGGAAUAUUUAAAUCUGGCACUGAACAACAUUGAGGUCAUUGAGAAUUUGGAAGGUUGCGAGAGCUUACAGAAACUAGACCUGACAGUGAAUUUUGUGGGUAGGCUGAGCAGUGUGGAGACGCUGAAGCACAACCUUCAUCUCAAAGAGCUCUAUCUGGUGGGAAACCCCUGUGCUGAAUACCACGGGUACAGACAGUAUGUGGUGGCAACAGUGCCUCAACUACAGUCGUUGGAUGGGAAAGAAAUUAGCCGAGCUGAGCGUAUCCAGGCCCUGCAGGAACUGGAUGCAGUGAGGACACGUGUCUUACAGCAGGAAACAGAGUAUUUAGAGGAAAGAGAGAAGCAGAAGAGCAAUGCGAAUGAGCAUCCUGAAAUAAACCAAUCGCUCUCUGAGAGCCAAAAUGGAACCCAACAGUAUCCAGAAUCAAGCUCCAAGACUCACACAGAGGCAGAGGACGAGGAGAGGGAAUUCUGGGAGAAGCCGUGCCCAUUCACACCAGAGUCCAGACUAGAGGCCCAUCGCCAUCUGGAGGAGAAGAGGAGAGCCAAUGAGAAAGAGAAAGAGAAGCCAAAAACCAAAACUCCAAGAACACUGAUCACUCCAGACGGACGUGUGCUGAAUGUCAACGAGCCUAAGUUGGACUUUAGUCUUUCUGAAGAUGAAAACAACUGCCUGCUUCUGGAUUUAAAUGUUUACAGGCAUAUGGACUCUUCGCUGCUGGAUGUGGAUGUUCAGCCAAUGUAUGUGAGAGUGACCGUCAAAGGAAAGGUGUUCCAGUUAGUUUUGCCUGCAGAAGUGAAACCUGACAGCAGCUCAGCACAGAGAUCCCAAACCACCGGCCACCUGCUCCUCAUCCUGCCUCUGGCAAAUGAAGAUGUAAAACCAAAGAAACGCUCCAUAAGGCCGACCAGUGUUACCAGUAACCAGAAUAACAAGAAGGACACCAGGGCAGCGCCGAGGCGUGAAUUAUUGGAGGUGGAUCCUGGUUUGGCUGGGAGUCUGGCCAACAUUGUUCCCAAAGGACAGGAGUCUUCCCACAAUCCCCAGCGCUGUGGCUUGGAGGAAAGGCCUGUGUCGAAGGACUUUGUGGACGAUCCAGAAGUGCCUCCACUUGUGUGAGCGAAACACACAGAGAAAGAGAGAGAGAGAGAGAGAGAGAGAGAGAGAGAGAGAGAGAGAGAGAGAGAGAGAGAGAGAAUAUGCUUGAUAUGACACAGCAAGAGAGCAUAAGCAUAAUCACACUCUCUGCUGAGCUUGUGGAAGUGUGUGUGUGUGCGCAAUGAAAUAAUGCAAGAUAUAUUUAGCUGUCUUGGUUAGACGUAUAGUUGAGCUGAUGAGUAAUUGAAAGGCUCAUUAAAGCUGGCUGAUGAAUAUUUCACCGCUGUAGAUCCUUCACUUUCAAUGUUCUCUGUCACACACACAGACAUUCAUUUAUUGAUAAACAGUCAUGUCUGUUUGUUUUAAUGGUUUAAUGUCAGAUGUUGGCGUUAAACUAAAAUGUUAAUAUUGUAAUCAGUGAAGCUUUUUGGAAUGGAAAUGCCAGUUUUGUGUUUUGUUUCUGACAGAUUUCCUUUUAUUUUUGAUGUGCUCUAUGAAUAAACACCAAAACCAUGAUAAAACACAAAUAAAUGACAUACAUUUUUAUUUCUUUUAA
Messenger RNA from Danio rerio (zebrafish), 2059 nucleotides. The record is from RefSeq and is a predicted model, not a curated record. NCBI's taxonomy places the organism in Eukaryota, Metazoa, Chordata, Actinopteri, Cypriniformes, Danionidae.